CGUUCCCACCCCGCCCUCCGGGGCCCCCACAGUCCUGGCCUGCCACGGAGGCUGCCCCGCACGCUGGGCCGGGGAUGGAGCCCAGGACACCUUGGCCAUCCGCAGUGGCCUCUGGGAUGAGCUGGGAGGCUGGUGGGCUCCGGACCGCAGGCAAGCCGGAGGCCGGCGUGUGCUCCCUGGCGCUGCCCUCGGACCUGCAGCUGGACCGCCGGGGCGCAGAGGGGCCGGAGGCCGAGCGGCUGCGGGCGGCCCGUGUCCAGGAGCAGGUCCGCGCCCGCCUCCUGCAGCUGGGACAGCAGCCGCGGCACAACGGGGCCGCCGAGCCCGAGGCCGGGACGGCCCGAGGUGCGUCCAGGGGGCAGUACCACACCCUGCAGGCCGGCUUCAGCUCUCGCUCUCAGGGCCUGAGUGGGGACAAGACCUCGGGCUUCCGGCCCAUCGCCACGCCAGCCUGCAGCCCGGCCUCCUGGUCCUCCCGCUCUGCCGUGGACCUGAGCUGCAAUCGGAGGCUGAGUUCUGCCCACAACGGGGGCAGCGCCUUUGUGGCCGCUGGGUACGGGGGUGCCCAGCCCACCCCUCCCAUGCCCAUCAGGCCCGUGUCCUUCCACGAGCAUGGUGGGGUUGGGAGCCGGGUCGAGUAUGACACGCUGUCCCUGCGCUCCCUGCGGCUGGGGGCUGGGGGCCCGGACGACCGCCACAGCGUGGUGUCCGAGCAGCUGGAGCCCGCGGCCACCUCCACCUACAGGACCUUUGCCUACGAGCGCCAGGCCAGCUCCAGCUCAGGCCGGGCAGGGGGGCUGGACUGGCCAGAGGCCGGCGAGGUUCCCCCGAGCCGGACCAUCCGUGCCCCUGCCAUGCGGACCCUGCAGCGAUUCCAGAGCAGCCACCGGAGCCGCGGGGUAGGCGGGACAGCGCCUGGGCCCGUCCUGGAGCCUGUGGCCCGAGCGCCAUCUGUGCGCAGCCUCAGCCUCAGCCUAGCUGACUCGGGCCACCUGCCGGACGUGCGUGAGUUCAACAGCUACUGUGGCCACCGAACCCUGCAGAGGCUCAGCAGCGGUUUCGAUGACAUCGACCUGCCAUCAGCAGUCAAGUACCUCAUGGCUUCAGACCCCAAUCUGCAGGUGCUGGGAGCAGCCUACAUCCAGCACAGGUGCUACAGUGAUGCAGCCGCCAAGAAGCAGGCCCGCAGCCUUCAGGCCGUGCCGAGGCUGGUGAAGCUCUUUAACCACGCCAACCAGGAAGUGCAGCGCCACGCCACGGGCGCCAUGCGCAACCUCAUCUACGACAACGCAGACAACAAGCUGGCGCUGGUGGAGGAGAACGGGAUCUUCGAGCUGCUGCGGACGCUGCGGGAGCAGGACGACGAGCUUCGCAAGAACGUCACGGGAAUCCUGUGGAACCUUUCAUCCAGCGACCACCUGAAGGACCGCCUGGCCAGAGACACUCUGGAACAGCUCACCGACCUGGUGCUGAGCCCCCUGUCGGGGUCUGGGGGUCCCCCCCUCAUCCAGCAGAAUGCCUCCGAGGCGGAGAUCUUCUACAACGCCACCGGCUUCCUCAGGAACCUCAGCUCAGCCUCUCAGGCCACUCGCCAGAAAAUGCGGGAGUGCCACGGGCUGGUGGACGCCCUGGUCACCUACAUCAACCACGCCCUGGACGUGGGCAAGUGCGAGGACAAGAGCGUGGAGAACGCGGUGUGCGUGCUGCGGAACCUGUCCUACCGCCUGUACGACGAGAUGCCGCCGUCUGCGCUGCAGCGGCUGGAGGGCCGCGGCCGCAGGGACCUGGCCGGGGCGCCGCCGGGCGAGAUGGUGGGCUGCUUCACGCCGCAGAGCCGGCGGCUGCGCGAGCUGCCCCUCACCGCCGACGCGCUCACCUUCGCGGAAGUGUCCAAGGACCCCAAGGGCCUCGAGUGGCUGUGGAGCCCCCAGAUUGUGGGGCUGUACAACCGGCUGCUGCAGCGCUGCGAGCUCAACCGGCACACGACGGAGGCGGCCGCGGGCGCGCUGCAGAACAUCACGGCGGGCGACCGCAGGUGGGCAGGGGUGCUGAGCCGCCUGGCACUGGAGCAGGAGCGGAUCCUGAACCCCCUGCUGGACCGUGUCCGCACUGCCGACCACCACCAGCUGCGCUCGCUGACCGGCCUCAUCCGAAACCUGUCUCGGAACGCACGGAACAAGGACGAGAUGUCCACCAAGGUCGUGAGCCACCUGAUCGAGAAGCUGCCGGGCAGCGUGGGGGAGAAGUCGCCGCCCGCGGAGGUGCUGGUCAACAUCAUAGCCGUGCUCAACAACCUGGUGGUGGCCAGCCCCAUCGCCGCCCGGGACCUGCUCUACUUCGAUGGGCUCCGAAAGCUCGUCUUCAUCAAGAAGAAGCGGGACAGCCCUGACAGUGAGAAGUCCUCCCGGGCAGCUUCCAGCCUCCUGGCCAACCUGUGGCAAUACAACAAGCUCCACCGAGACUUCCGGGCGAAGGGCUUUCGGAAGGACGACUUCCUGGGCCCAUAGGCGAAGCCUCCUGCACGAGGAGAAGGUGACGUGACCCAGCGUCCAAGGGAGAGACUCAGCUCCAGGCUGCCUGACUCAGCCCAGCCUGGAGAAGGCUGAUGACCCAGGGGCCCCUCGCUGGGACCCCUGUGUGCACUUUUGAGAGUCCUGGACCACCAGGAGGAACAGGGGCUUAUAACUGGGGACUUGGCUUCCGCAGGGAGGGGGUGGGGCAGGGCUUGAGGCUGCUCAGGUGUGUGGGGUGGUGACCCAGUCACACUGACAGAGGUGGGCUGGCUGUGGCCUGGCAGUAUCUUGGGAUAGCCAGCACUGGGAAUAAAGAUGGCCGUCAACAGUCA
Messenger RNA from Saimiri boliviensis boliviensis (Bolivian squirrel monkey), 2845 nucleotides. RefSeq names its product plakophilin 3 (gene PKP3). Gene Ontology annotation, cellular component: cytoplasm; plasma membrane; adherens junction. Lineage: Eukaryota; Metazoa; Chordata; Mammalia; Primates; Cebidae. Gene Ontology annotation, molecular function: protein binding. The record is from RefSeq and is a predicted model, not a curated record. Gene Ontology annotation, biological process: cell-cell adhesion.